Messenger RNA from Felis catus (domestic cat), 719 nucleotides. It is a transcript of the gene TSTD3, whose product is annotated as thiosulfate sulfurtransferase like domain containing 3. Bases 1 to 708 code for a protein of 235 amino acids. The transcript is spliced from 5 exons. The record is from RefSeq and is a predicted model, not a curated record. Gene Ontology annotation, cellular component: mitochondrion. Gene Ontology annotation, molecular function: thiosulfate-cyanide sulfurtransferase activity. Lineage: Eukaryota; Metazoa; Chordata; Mammalia; Carnivora; Felidae.
AUGCAGCUUCUAGUGGAUGAAAAAGGCAAGAAGAGAAAUUCUCCCCAAGAGCCUUUGGAAGCAACACAGGGCCCGGUUCCCUCAGCGAUCACUUCCCGUGGCUCUCCUCGGCUCGGCCAGCGCCUGGCGGAGCGGGGCGCUCAAGAGCCCGGCGCGGUCGCCGGGAGGACCAGUGGGGGAGAAGCCGGAGGAGGAAGUGAUCCGGAGCCUGGUGGGCGCGAGCGGGAGAUGGUGCUGCCGGGGCCGCUGCUCGGGAGUGCACGCCGUGCGAUCCUCGGGUCGGCGCAGUCUGUGCUCUGGGGUUUGAAGUCAAUAAAAGGAAGCUGCCACAAUUUUUGUACUGCUGUUUUCAAAGAUGUCACUUACAAGGAACUUAAAAGUCUCUUGAAUUCCAGACAAAUUACGUUAAUUGAUGUUAGAGAGAGAUGGGAAAUUGUUGAGUAUGGGAAAAUUCCCGGGUCUGUCAAUAUACCAUUGGAUGAGGUAGGUGAAGCUCUACAGAUGAACCCAAAAGACUUCAAAGAGAAGUACAAUGAAGUAAAACCAUCCAAAUCUGACAGCCUAGUGUUUUCUUGUUUAGCCGGAGUGAGAAGCAAGAAGGCUGUGGACACAGCAGUAUCUCUGGGCUUUAACAGUGUUCAACAUUAUGCUGGAGGAUGGAAGGAAUGGGUGACUUAUGAAUUUUCAGAAAAGAAAAAAGGAAAUUGAAUUCUGGAAAA